This is a messenger RNA of Prosopis cineraria, 4143 nucleotides long. Its product is annotated as TMV resistance protein N-like. NCBI's taxonomy places the organism in Eukaryota, Viridiplantae, Streptophyta, Magnoliopsida, Fabales, Fabaceae. Bases 17 to 4063 code for a protein of 1348 amino acids. Gene Ontology annotation, molecular function: ADP binding. The record is from RefSeq and is a predicted model, not a curated record. The transcript is spliced from 5 exons. Gene Ontology annotation, biological process: defense response; signal transduction.
UCAAAACUUGAUAGCAAUGGCUCAUAUAUAUUCUUCUGCUCAAGGAUGGAACUAUGAUGUGUUCCUGAGUUUCAGAGGCGCAGAUACCAGAAGAAGUUUCACAGGCUUUCUGUAUCAUGCUCUGUGUCAGAAGGGCAUUAACGCAUUCAUAGAUGAUGAGGAGCUCAAGAGAGGAACAGAGAUUUCUCCAUCUCUUGUUAAAGCAAUUGAAGAUUCAAGGAUUUCUAUCAUUGUAUUCUCUGAAAACUAUGCUUCUUCCACAUGGUGUCUUGAGGAGCUAGUUAAGAUCCUUGAUUGUAUGAAAGUCAAGGGGCAAUUGGUUUUGCCAGUUUUUCACUAUGUAGAUCCCUCUGUGGUACGCCAUCAAAAAGGAAGUUUUGGCAUAGCCAUGGCCAAGCAUGAAGACAGAUUCAAGAAUAAUAUGGAGAAGGUGCAGAAAUGGAAGUUGGCUUUGUCUGAAGCAGCUAACUUGUCUGGUUGGAGCUUAGAAAAUGGGUAUGAAUUUGAGCUCAUUCAAAGGAUUGUUGAAGAGGUCUCUAGCAAAUUAAAUCACACCCUUUUGCACAUUGCUGAAUAUCCAGUUGGACUGGAGACUCGUUUAUCAGAUGUGAAAUCACUUUUGCAAAUGGAGCUUGGUGAACGUAUUCGAAUGAUAGGAAUCUAUGGAUUUGGAGGCAUAGGAAAAACAACAAUUGCUAGAGCUCUAUUUAACUUGAUUGCUAAUCAAUUUGAUGCUGCAUGUUUUCUUGCUGAUAUUAGAGAAAGUUCAAAUCAACCAAAAGGUUUAGCACAGCUCCAAGAAGCACUUCUUUUUGAUUUAGUUGGAGACAAGAACAUUAAGCUAGGAAAUAUUUACAAAGGAAUCCCCAUUUUGAAGAAAAGAUUGUGCUGCAAAAAAAUCCUUUUGAUUCUUGAUGAUGUUGACAAAUUAGAGCAGUUACAAGCUUUAGCAGGAGGAAGAGAUUGGUUUGGUGUUGGGAGUGUAAUUGUGAUCACAACAAGAGAUAAACACUUGCUAGUUACUCAUCAAGUUGAAAAAACAUACGAGGUAAAGCAACUACACCAUAGUGAAGCAUUUGAAUUGUUCACUUGGAACGCCUUCAAAAGAAAAUCACCAGAUUUAGGUUAUUUUGAGAUUUCAAACAGUGUGGUUCUAUAUGCUGAAGGGCUUCCACUGGCUUUGAAAGUAAUGGGUUCAAAUUUGUAUGGUAAAACAGUGGAUGAGUGGAAAUCUGCAUUGGACAAAUAUGAAAAGAUUCCCAACAAAGAGGUUCAAAAUGUACUCAGAGUAACCUAUGAUAAUCUGGAGGACAAUGAGAAAGAAAUUUUCCUAGACAUAGCAUGCUUCUUCAAAGGAGAGACAGUAGAAUAUGUUGAAAAGACACUAAAAGCUUGUGGCUUCUACCCAAAAUUUGGUAUUAGUGUACUAAUUGAUAGGUCUCUUAUAACUAUUGAUGAGUAUAAUAGAUUAAGAAUGCAUGAUCUGAUUCAAGACAUGGGAAGAGAAGUUGUAAGAGAAGAUUCUCCAUUAGAGCCAGGAAAUCGGAGUAGAAUAUGGUACCCUGAAGAUGUUUAUGAAGUACUCACACAAAAUACAGGGUCAAGCAAAAUUCAGGGCAUGAUGGUGGACCUCCCAGAUCAUUAUUUGGUACAUUUGACAGAAAACACCUUCAAAAUGAUGAAAAAUAUGAAAAUUCUUAUAGUUAAAAAUGCACACGUUUUUGGAAGCCCUCAACAUCUUCCAAACAAUUUAAGAUUGCUUGAUUGGAUGGAAUACCCCUCAUCAUCAUUACCAUCCAACUUUCAUCCGAGAAAACUUGUUGUCCUCAACUUAUCUCGUAGUUGUUUAAACAUGCAGGAGCCAUUCAAGUAUUUGGACUCUUUGACAUCUAUGGAUUUGAGCCAAUGUGAUUGCUUAACAAAACUACCUGACAUUUCUGGAGUUCCAAAUUUGACAGAAUUAAAUCUUGAUUACUGUGCAAAUUUAGAAGAGGUUCAUGAUUCUGUUGGAUUUCUUCAGAAACUUGUAGAGUUGAGGGCUUCCGGAUGCACCAAACUAAGGGAAUUUCCACGUGUCAUUAGCUUGCCAUCACUCAAAAGUUUGAUCCUUAUAUGGUGUUCAAGCAUUCAAAAAUUUCCAGAUAUCCAAGGAAAAAUGAAGAAUCUUGUAUCCAUUUCUAUUGAAAACAGUGGAAUAGAAGAAUUACCAGCUUCCAUUGGAAACCUCAGUGGACUUCAAGAACUAUGUAUGACAUCUUGUUUAAGUCUCAAGGAACUACCAGAAGAAAUUGACAUGCUACAAAAUCUAAGAGACCUUAACAUUGAGGGAUGUCCACAACUCCGAAAUUUUUUAAAGAAGUUGCAAGAAAUGGGACAACAAGCCCCUACCUUUCAUAAUGUUGAUUCAUUGAAUCUAGAAAACUGUGGCCUAUUAGAUGAAGAUCUUCCCAUAAUUUUAUACUCUUUUCCCAAGCUGACUUCACUAGACCUUUCAAGGAACAAAUUUGUAAUGCUUCCAUCCCGCAUGCAGGAGUUUCUUUACUUGCAGUUACUUCACGUAGACAGUUGCAAGUUUCUCCAAGAAAUUCCAAGCUUACCUCCUGAUUUAAGAUUCAUUAAUGCAACAAAUUGCACAUCAUUGAAUGCAGAGUCAUCAAAUUUACUAUUGAGUCAGGAAACCUUUCAGGAAAGGGAGUUACAUGUUGUGGUGCCUGGAGCAAGCAUUCCAAUGUGGUUUGAUCUCUGCAACAAAGGAAAAUAUAUGACGUUUUGGGUUCGUGAAAAAUUUCCAGUGAUUUCUCUAUGUUAUGUUUUUGCAGUAGAGGGUGAAAUGAAGGAGGGUCUCAGUUGUCAAGUUCACUUUUUUAUUAAUGGUGAAGAAUUGUUUGAAUUGGAAAUACCAACAAGCUUUUCAAAAAUGAUGACAGAUCAUGUGUGGCUAUUUGAUUUGCAAACUCUACCAUCCUUCCAGGGGAAUCCGUGUGAUUCCUACUUGGAUGAUAAUUGGAAUCAGGUGGAGAUUUCUUGUGAGAAAAUGUCUAAAGUUCCAAAUGUAAAUGUUAGCUGGUGUGGUAUUCAUGUAAGCAAGCAAGGACAAAAUGAGAUAAGAUUCACAGACCCUUACUCGGAAUCAGAUUCUAUCACAGAAUCUGAUAACAAUGAGGCUGAAUUGAAGAUGAUCAUUAGUAAUGACAAUUCAAUGGAAGAUUUUCAAGUCUUUAAAGACAAUUGUUGCAAUGUCAAUGAUAACUUGGAAGCCACUGAUACAGAGGAUAGCAAAAUGCUUGAACGCUGGGGAAAUGAGCGAAACAUAGCUCAAAGUGAUGAGGAAAUGGAAGCAUUUUAUGCUUCUUUAGAUAUUGAAACCUUUGAUCCAUUACCUUCAAAAGAUAUCACAUCUAUUUCUGAAAUGGAAACAUGUACCAAACCAAGUGAAGGAAUCCAGAAAGCGUGGAAGACAUUUCAAGAGUUUCUCACCAAAGAUUUUUCUGACAUGUUGAAGCUUGAAAAUUAUAGCGCCAUGAAAGCUGCAUUAGAUUGCCUCUCUGGAUUAUCUGCAGAUGAUGGAGUGUCAGUAGAAAUGAGAUCAGUGAUAAUAGAAGUUUCAAGGGAAUUCACUCAUUGGAGCUGGGAUUAUAGCAAUGCAAGCAAGAAAAUGGAGAUUGCCAAAACCAGCAUGUUGAAAGUGCAUGAAAUAGAUGAGGGUCUCGAAGCUAACAAGAGCCAUUUCAAGGAAGUGAUGAUCACGAAAAAUGAGUUGCAAAACCAGCUGGCUUAUUUGGAGGAGAGAAAGAAAGAGCUAGAGGAUCAAAUCAGUGCGAUUAAGUCUGACAUCAGUACUUUUGAUUCAGCUCAGAAAAUGGCUACUAAGAGAAAGAGAGAAAUUUUCGAGGAAGGAAAGUUGCUCAUAGCUCAAAGAGAUGAGUUGAGAGAACAAUUGCCACUCUUGAGGUAUGACUGGGCACUAGCAAAGAACAUCCAAACAAAUAUCAGUACUGAAUGGUCAAAACUUAGAGAAAAAAUAAAUAACAAAAGCAUAGGUGUUUUUCUCAGUGAAAUGUAGUACGUGAUGUAAGAGAAGGGGGAAAUAAGAAUGGCAAUGAAGUAUUAAACUCAUGAGGUCAAGUUCAAUCCAACUUUAAA